This is a messenger RNA of Colletotrichum costaricense, 822 nucleotides long. RefSeq names its product 14-3-3 family protein. Gene Ontology annotation, biological process: signal transduction; intracellular protein localization. NCBI's taxonomy places the organism in Eukaryota, Fungi, Ascomycota, Sordariomycetes, Glomerellales, Glomerellaceae. The transcript is spliced from 5 exons. Bases 1 to 822 code for a protein of 273 amino acids. Gene Ontology annotation, cellular component: cytoplasm. The record is from RefSeq and is a predicted model, not a curated record.
AUGUCUGGCGAUCGUGAAAGCAAGACCUUCCUCGCCCGCCUUUGCGAGCAGGCCGAGCGCUACGAUGAGAUGGUUGGCUACAUGAAGGAGGUCGCCAAGCUGGGCGGUGAGCUGAGCGUCGAUGAGCGCAACCUCCUCAGCGUUGCCUACAAGAACGUCGUCGGUACCCGCCGUGCCUCCUGGCGCAUCAUCUCCUCCAUUGAGCAGAAGGAGGAGAGCAAGGGCACCGACAAGCACGUCGGCACCAUCCGCGAGUACCGCACCAAGAUCGAGCUCGAGCUCGAGCAGGUCUGCCAGGAUGUCCUCGAUGUCCUCGACGACAGCCUUAUCCCCAACGCCCAGACCGGCGAGUCCAAGGUCUUUUACCACAAGAUGAAGGGUGACUACCACCGCUACCUCGCUGAGUUCGCCUCCGGCGAGAAGCGCAAGGGUGCUGCCACUGCUGCCCACGACGCCUACAAGAGCGCUACCGAUGUCGCUCAGACCGAGCUGACCCCCACUCACCCCAUCCGCCUUGGCCUGGCCCUCAACUUCUCCGUCUUCUACUACGAGAUCCUGAACUCGCCCGACCGUGCUUGCCACCUCGCCAAGCAGGCCUUCGACGAUGCUAUCGCCGAGCUCGACUCUCUCUCCGAGGAGUCUUACCGCGACAGCACCCUCAUCAUGCAGCUCCUGCGUGACAACCUCACUCUCUGGACCUCUUCCGACAGCGGCGACGCUGAGGGUGCUGCUGCCGGCACCACCGAGGCUGCUGAGGAGAAGAAGGAGGAGCCCAAGGCCGAGGAGCCCAAGGCCACCGAGGAGACCCCCGCUGCCUCCUAA